Messenger RNA from Lycium ferocissimum, 1356 nucleotides. RefSeq lists its product as uncharacterized. The coding region runs from base 105 to 1073 and encodes 322 amino acids. The record is from RefSeq and is a predicted model, not a curated record. The transcript has 7 exons. NCBI's taxonomy places the organism in Eukaryota, Viridiplantae, Streptophyta, Magnoliopsida, Solanales, Solanaceae.
GGCUCAUUCCUCUUCCAAUAAGCUUUUCAUGUUAUCGUUAAUGGAGAUAAUAGGGUUUUAACGACGGACAAAACAAUAUAUUAUCCAAAAAGAAACAAUUGAAAAUGUCGUCGCUAACGUUGAAACCAACGUUUCUCUUACAGUCUUAUGUUUCUUCGUCAUCUGUCAGUAAUCGAAGGCUUUGUUCUUUAAUUAGCUUCCAAUCGAAUUUUCGCAAACAAAAAUUCUGUUUGAGAGCUCAAAAUAACAACGAAAGUGACAGUAAAAAUGAUUCUAAAGCUCCCAAUGGCACUAUGCAAAAGAGCAGAAGGGAAAUUUUAUUGGAGUAUGUGCAAAAUGUACAACCAGAAUUCAUGGAGUUGUUUGUCAAAAGGGCACCGCAACAGGUAGUUGAGGCAAUGCGCCAAACAGUGACAAAUAUGAUUGGAACAUUACCUCCACAAUUUUUUGCCAUUACUGUAACCUCGGUCGCCGAAAAUCUUGCUCAGCUUAUGUAUAGUGUGUUGAUGACUGGAUAUAUGUUUAGGAAUGCUCAAUUUCGGUUAGAACUGCAACAAAGCCUGGAACAGGCUGCUCUUCCUGAAGCACAGGAGGAAAAGGAUUCACCAGAUUAUGCGUCGGGUACCCAGAAAAAGGUGACUGGAGAAGUCAUAAGGUGGAAUAAUGUUACAGGUCCUGAAACAAUAGACGCUUUGAAGUAUAUUGAGUUACUUGAAGCAGAAGUGGAGGAAUUGAAUCGUCAAAUGGAAAGGAAAUCUGGUAAUGGCUAUAAUGAGCUGCUGGAAUAUCUAAAGACACUUGAGCCCCAAAAUCUCAAGGAGCUAAGCAGUACGGCUGGAGAAGAUGUCGUGCUCGCCAUGAAUGCAUUCAUUAAGCGUCUGUUAGCUGUUUCAGAUCCUAGUCAAAUGAAGACUAGUGUAACGGAGACAAGUGCCCCAGAACUUGCCAAACUGCUUUAUUGGCUCAUGGUGGUUGGUUAUAGUAUACGGAAUAUUGAAGUCCGCUUUGAUAUGGAACGGGUACUAGGUACUCCUCCAAAGCUCGCUGAGCUGCCUCCCGGUGAAAAUAUUUAGGCACCUCUGAGAAGUGUCUAUAUAGCUAGCAUAUCAAUGUUGAAGCGACAUGCAUUUUCCAUGAGCUUUUGUUGGUGGAGGGGGGUCAAUAGUAAAAUGUUAUCGAACUUGUACGGCUAUCUGGGAGGACAAGCGGAAAUUGCUUUUAGUGCAUUUUCUGCAUUCACCUCCCAGCCCCACUCCCCCUAUUAUUCUCAGGUUGAGCGCGUCAUUUAAACGAUGAUACAAAGAUAACUGUACUAAAAAUUGAUACACAAUACAACUUAUGUGAGUUAUUCUGAUU